UCCCUUUAACCAUUGUACACCUACUCAACCAGAAAGAAUACGUUACUGAAAUCCCUCAAUCAACGUCAGGGUAUCAUAAAUUUCGAGAUGCCAUGUCCCUCAAGAUAACGAUCACAUCAAAGCACACACUUCACCUCAUCAACCGUUACACUCAUAUUGAAGUGUACUUUACUGGUCCUACCCAGCACUGUCCAUUAGUAUGUAAGCUACUCACAACAGCUAUUGAUAAUAGCAGUGAUGCCAUGCACCUCAAGCAUAAUUACGUCAAUGCAUUUGCUUGCCCUUCAAAGAGGAGUAGCUGCUACUGUAUUGUUAGACCCAGGGAAGAUGGUAAUAUUGUCAAUUGUACAGUUUGUCCAGUGUCAGCUACUAUCAGUAGUGAUCAUUGGUACUGGUUUGAAUCAGGACCUGAUGAGGGUAACAAUGGAACACAAAACCUGUUAGACAAGAGGCCUCUAAAGAGUGACCUCCUUAGGUUAUUCAAAGAUUCUGCAGUUCACAGUAAAAUUAUUGGUACUGCACUUGAUGUUAAAGUAGACGAUCUGGUAGCUCUUCCUCAGUAUACCUCUGAUAACCUUAUUCUUGUGUUCCAGAGAUGGAUAGAUUCAGAUAAAGAUGUGACCUGGAGGAAAGCACUUCAAGUUUGUAAAGAUUAUCCGGAUGAACUUGGAAGAGCAAAAUCUGAUGUGGAAAAAUUCCUGUCAUCUAGUUUCCAUCCUGCUAAAUCUUCUUCCUUAACUCAUCUCAAAGUUGCUCCUAAAAGCUUUGCACUAAUUUUCAUUGCUUCUUUGAUAUUAUUAUUAUGUGCAAUUGUAAUAUCUUUUUUUAUUAGAAUUGAUUGAGCUUUAAUAUUACUUAAAUUUGAUUUUUAUGAUCAGCACUUUUAUUGGUGGUGCUAUUUUUGGA
This is a messenger RNA of Amphimedon queenslandica, 906 nucleotides long. RefSeq lists its product as uncharacterized. NCBI's taxonomy places the organism in Eukaryota, Metazoa, Porifera, Demospongiae, Haplosclerida, Niphatidae. The transcript is spliced from 3 exons. The record is from RefSeq and is a predicted model, not a curated record. Bases 93 to 842 code for a protein of 249 amino acids.